GCGCCCACACCACCUGCAGCUCCUCUUGCCGCCCGGAACCCACCUCCUGCUGAGGCCCUGCCUCCGCGGGAGAUGGAUGUGGCUGACAUCAGCAAUAUUGGACCCAACUGCAACCUGCAGGAGAAGUUCGCCUUGCUGAGGGACGCGCCAGGGGUGACCCGGUUGUUCCGUGUGUUGUGCCACGAGGACCCCGCCUGGAGCCUCCAGCUGCUGCAGCGCGCCGCGCCCACGCUGGAGCGGCUGAGUGUGUACCACCCCCGCGAGGCCCACCUGCGCGCGGUGCACACCAUCCCGGGGCUGAGGAGGCUUCACGUGGUGGGUGAUACUGCCCUGGGCGCACGGCUCUCCGAGCUGCCCGCGCUGCCGCCGGGGCACGCCGGCCUGCAGUGGCUCAGGGUGGGCAACCUCCCCCGCGCCACGACACAGUCGCUGCUGCGGGCCCACGGGCGCACCCUGGAGAAGCUGCUGCUGUGGGUGGGUACGGGGAGGAAUGAAGGUUGGCCAGGCAGCUGCGGUAACCUGCACAUUCUGCUGCAGCAGAGCUGGCUGAGCGCCCUCAGGUGUCUCGUGCUGCGGAGGCCGGGUAGGAGCCACGAGCCAGCCGCCUGCAGGGAGCAGCGCGCCAAGGUGCGGCAAGUGCUGCCCGGGUCCGAGGUGUUGUGCGACACGUGUGACGGUGUGAGGCUGGAAGAGGUGUAGGGGCGGCGAGAAGCGGGGCUACAGGGCCACCGGGGUGUGUUGGAGUUCAAGGCGCAGACAACAUCCCUCGUGAUCUGUAAGCACGGCGGGACAAGGCACUGCGAGCGCACUGACGUUACCUGGUGGCCGGACACAGGCGCAGCCCACUCCUCGCGUGUGUUUAGUGGUGACUUGUCGCGUCGGUUGGCAAAACUCCUGCCGACCGGACCGCGCCUCGCGCUUGGCGGACCACACUGCAGUCCGCCAACCCUUAAAUCACUCAUUCGUGUACUGCAUUAUUCAAUGAAGACAUAUAAUUUAACAUGUAUGGGUACGGAUUGAAAAUAA
Frankliniella occidentalis (western flower thrips) is the source of this 1026-nucleotide messenger RNA. RefSeq lists its product as uncharacterized. NCBI's taxonomy places the organism in Eukaryota, Metazoa, Arthropoda, Insecta, Thysanoptera, Thripidae. The record is from RefSeq and is a predicted model, not a curated record. The coding region runs from base 73 to 699 and encodes 208 amino acids. The transcript has 2 exons.